Messenger RNA from Spodoptera exigua (beet armyworm), 782 nucleotides. NCBI's taxonomy places the organism in Eukaryota, Metazoa, Arthropoda, Insecta, Lepidoptera, Noctuidae. The record is from the annotation of a GenBank genome assembly.
GCAAUAGUGGUUCCAUUUAUAAAAUAUUCUAGAAAAUUUUUGCUCUUCAGUUGCCAUACAUCGAUGCUAGAAUUUUGACAGCGAAGCCACGAAGUGUCAGUUUUAUUAGAAGUGUUGUUCUUGAUCGAACAAGAAUUCUGUGUAAUCCGCAAAUAAAUAAAGAAACUUAAAUAAUGCCUCGACGUGGAAGAUCCGCAAGCCCACCGCCAGCGCCUCAAAGGAGGGCUGCCCCUCCACCAGCUCCGAGCCGAGUCCCAGCUCAUGCUCCUCCAUCCACCCCGGCUCCAGCUAUGGCUCAACCCCAACAGCCUUCUAUGUUUGGGCAGAUGGCAGCCACUGCUGGAGGUGUCGCCGUUGGAUCAGCAGUGGGUCAUGUAGCUGGUAGUGCUCUCACUGGCUUGUUUAGUGGCGGCAGCAGCAGUGAACCUGCGCAGCAGCAAGUCCAAGCGCAGCCACCGGCUCAGACUCUCAACCAAUACCAAAACCAGACUCCUCAGGGUCCUUGUGCUUGGGAAAUCAAGCAGUUUAUUGAAUGUGCUCAACAACAGCACGACUUGACCUUAUGUGAGGGCUUCAAUGAGGCUUUGCGUCAAUGCAAGAUUAACAACCAUAUUUAAAUUAAUUUUUCAAGGUGCCAUUAGAAAAUAAUUAAAUUAUUGUCAUAAUGAUUUAUUUUGCUACACAUCUUCUUAUGUUGUACAAGAGAUUGUAUAAAUCUAUCUUUAACAUAAAAAGUUCUUGUAGAAUAAAAACAUUUUAUUUCGAUAAACAGAUGGGGCACC